Molecule: messenger RNA, 694 nt
Organism: Anarrhichthys ocellatus (wolf-eel)
Lineage: Eukaryota; Metazoa; Chordata; Actinopteri; Perciformes; Anarhichadidae
Product: far upstream element-binding protein 3-like
Exons: 5
Coding region: 86-526 (146 amino acids)
Molecular function (GO): RNA binding
Source: RefSeq, a predicted model, not a curated record
UGUGUGUGUGUGUGUGUGUGUGUGUGUGUGUGUGUGUGUGUAUUGCAGCAGGGUAAUCACAGAGGAUUACAAGGUCCCCGACAGGAUGGUUGGCUUCAUCAUUGGAAGAGGAGGUGAGCAGAUCACCAGGAUCCAGUUGGAGUCUGGCUGCAAGAUCCAGAUUGCUGCUGACAGCGGAGGUCUGAUGGAGCGGCCAUGUUCCCUGACUGGAACUCCAGAGAGCAUCGAGCAGGCCAAGCGUCUGCUGAUCCAGAUUGUGGAUCGCUGCAGAAACGGUCCGGGUUUCCACGGCGAAGGUGAAGGCGGAGCCUCCGUGCAGGAGAUGCUGAUCCCAGCCAGUAAGGUGGGGCUGGUGAUUGGAAGAGGAGGAGACACCAUCAAACAGCUACAGGAGCGAGCGGGCGUGAAGAUGAUGAUGAUCCAGGACGGUCCGAUGCCGACAGGAGCCGACAAACCUCUCCGCAUCUCUGGAGACCCGUACAAAGUGCAGGUAAAAAACACACAAGAACAAAUGGUACAAACAUAAACAGUUUGAGAUGUUGGAUGAAGAGAUACGGGCUCCUACUGUGGUCCAGGUACACGUAUCUCUUAACAAAAACUGUACCAGCUGCUAACGCUAACCUCUGAGCUACAAAACCUACACUCUUUAUACCGACUGAAAGCCUUCCUACACACCUAGAACCUUUAAUCUGAG